AUGAAAUUUUUUUAUAUUAAUAUAUUUCUGUUAUUUGUUUCCUUGAGACAUUUUAUAUCAUUAUAUAAGGAUUAUAAUAAAAAAUAUAAUUAUAAAAAUGAAAUAUAUAAUAGUUUUUUUAAUUUAAAUAUUACAAGAUCGUUAGCUGAAUAUGGUAAAGAAGAAUUUAUGAAACAUACGUUAACAAAUAGUAGUUUAAGAAAUGAAACAAUAUUAAAUGAUAAAUUACGAAAGAGAAAUGAUGGAAUUAAUAAUAGAUAUAAUGUAAAUCAAAUGGAUGAAAAUUUACAGGAUAGACAAGAAUGGAAUUAUGGAUCAAAUAGAAAAUUAAAUAAUGAAUUUGAAAAAUGUUUUAUUAAGAAUAAUUCCUUAAAAUCAACUUCUGGUAUCAUAAGAUUAAAGAACUGGUUAUAUAGGAAGAUGUUUAAGGAAUGUAAUUUUAGGAAAUAUUUAUCAAUGUUCGCAAAAGUAUUAGGAGCUGGUGCAGUUAUAAGUAUGUUUAAUAUGUUAUGUGCACUUAUAGUUGCAGGUACUUGUUUAUUUGCCCGAAUUUUUAUUGGUAUUUUUGUAGUUUUGUUCGUUGUCUUUUCAAUUAUUAUAAUAUUUAUAUUUGUUAUGUAA
Molecule: messenger RNA, 621 nt
Organism: Plasmodium falciparum 3D7
Lineage: Eukaryota; Apicomplexa; Aconoidasida; Haemosporida; Plasmodiidae
Source: RefSeq, a predicted model, not a curated record